This is a messenger RNA of Anopheles nili, 1518 nucleotides long. RefSeq lists its product as uncharacterized. The coding region runs from base 1 to 891 and encodes 296 amino acids. The transcript has 4 exons. NCBI's taxonomy places the organism in Eukaryota, Metazoa, Arthropoda, Insecta, Diptera, Culicidae. The record is from RefSeq and is a predicted model, not a curated record.
AUGUCGUCCAGCUGCUGUGGUACGAAGAAGCAGAAGCUCAACGGGACCUACGCCUCUACCAACGGGUACUGCUCGUCCUCGCCCGGUGGACGCGCUUCUAAUGGCGUCGAUGUCGUCCAGAACAAUCACAGCUUUCAUGGCCGUAAUAAUGGUGGCCAGCAGCAGCAGUCCUCGUCCUCGUCGUCAUCUUCGUCGUCGUCCUCAACCUCAUCGAUGGCGCUCAACGGUUACAUGAUGAAUGGCCACGGUCUGAUUGGGCAGCAGUCCUCGAUGAUCGGUUCGAUGCCGGAAAUGUGCUUCUUCUGCUUCGAGGUGCUGUACCGCGAGCUGCACAAUAUGGAGGAACCGCGUGCACCGUGCUUCACCAAUGAUCCUUUUCCAUUGUUCGUGACCUGGAAGAUCGGAAAGGACAAGCGGCUGCGCGGUUGCAUCGGAACCUUCAGCGCGAUGCGUUUACAUUCAGGUCUUCGAGAGUAUGCAAUAACAAGUGCUUUAAGAGACUCCCGUUUCUCGCCAAUCACCCGUGAUGAGAUCCAAAGACUGACCGUCUCGGUGUCAAUCCUGCAAGGCUUCGAGGAGGCGCGCGGUUACCUGGACUGGACGCUCGGCAUUCACGGCAUCCGGAUCGAGUUCUACAACGAGCGCGGCUCCAAACGCACCGCCACCUAUCUGCCGCAGGUGGCCACGGAGCAAGGCUGGGACCAAACGCAGACGAUCGACUCGCUGCUCCGGAAGGGCGGCUACCGGGCCCAGAUCACGCCGGAAACCCGCCGCUCGAUCAAGCUCACCCGCUACACCUCCCAGGAGUGUCAAAUGUCGUACGGCGAGUAUCGUGACCUACUCGAGAAGCAAUCUCACUACCACGGGCAGCUGUGCAAGAUGCAAUGCUAACACCGUCGCCGUUCGCGACAUCCUCGGCUCCUUCGCCGGUCCCGUGGCGCUGCCAUGGUCUUCCCUGGCCACCAGCACCGCUUAGUUUCAUAUGUCAAAAGUUUCUUAUUACGUCAGCUUGUUUUAAUAUUUUUUACAAAUUUACACACGGUACUGCGCCGCUGUCUGCGCGCCACCACGACUCGGAUACGCGGGAAACUGGUCGCAGGCAGUCCUGCGCACUUCCACUCAAGGGGAACCGCCCCAUCGAUUGAUCACGUUUUGCUUUAGCCUCCGCUUUAACUCAUUAUGUCUCAGUUGGGUGUGCUGGCCGCUCGGAUGGUGGCCCAAACUUCAAAUCGGCAGUGUCCUGUGGAUCAGAAGCUCCCAGAGUCACACCGCCGUGGCCCGGUACAAAUGAAACCAAUUCAAAUUACGCAUUAACACGGUCGGGAUCUUACUUCGCGAUUCGUUCGUGUUUAUCGGCAAAAUGAAUGGAAAACAUAUAAACAAACACGCCGGUAUGUCGUGUGACAGAUCAUAUUAAGCCAGCAAAUUAUGGCGUAUGUACAGUCGAUGAAAUUCUAUAGCAUUAGCGAUGUGGUUUAUUUUUUUAAUAAAAUUUGUUUUUUUUUUUCUAACUAAGGU